Molecule: messenger RNA, 2988 nt
Organism: Drosophila erecta
Lineage: Eukaryota; Metazoa; Arthropoda; Insecta; Diptera; Drosophilidae
Gene: Muc91C
Product: extensin
Biological process (GO): positive regulation of transcription by RNA polymerase II
Cellular component (GO): RNA polymerase II transcription regulator complex
Molecular function (GO): transcription coactivator activity
Source: RefSeq, a predicted model, not a curated record
AUGAUUUUGUAUAAAAGUGCAUGCUGCGCCUCAACCAGCAGUGUAGUUCGCAUUCGUCCAUCGGCAGAGCAUCGUCUGCAAAGUGCCCAAAAUCUCAAAGAAGCAGCUGGUGCCCACGAAAACGUUCGGUUAAUUUGCAUUCGAAGCUUCACACCGAGCUCAUCCUCCGGAGAAGCAGCAGUCAUGCGUGUGCAGCUUUUCGGUGUCAUCGCCGUGGCCGUCGUGGCCGUUUCGCUGGUGCACGAUGUCGGAGCGGAGCCACCAGUGAACAACGCCUACUUGCCGCCCAGUUCGCCCCAGCGUCCCUCCUCCAAGUAUGGUGCUCCGCCCGCCAGCUCUUACCUGCCACCCGCCUCCGGACCGUCGCCAUCGUUCAACACCGCUCCGUCUAGCAGCUAUGCGGCUCCACCCCAAAGUGCUUCAUCGGGUGGCCCAUAUCCGGCUCCGGCUGCACGCCCCUCCAGUUCCUAUGGACCACCAGCCUCCCGUCCCUCGUCCAGCUAUGGACCACCGCAGGGUCGGCCUAGCCAGUCGUACGGACCACCGCCACAGGCCAAGAAGCCCCAUCAUCGUCGCCCAUCCUCCAGCUAUGGAGCCCCGAGACCCGCUCCGCCUUCGCAGAGCUAUGGUGCCCCGCCCUCUUCUAGCUAUGGGCCCCCGAAGUCCGCGCCCCCUUCCCAGAGUUAUGGUGCACCAGCUCCACCCUCCAGCAAGUACGGCCCGCCCAAGUCCGCACCUUCUUCCAGCUAUGGAGCCCCGAGGCCCGCUGCCCCUUCAUCCUCAUACGGCGCCCCCGCCCCACCAUCUUCGUCUUAUGGAGCACCUGCCGCACCAUCAUCGUCCUAUGGAGCUCCCGCUCCACCGUCCAAAUCUUACGGAGCACCUGCUCCUCCAUCUUCUUCGUACGGAGCACCAGCGGCACCUGCCCCACCAUCUUCAUCAUACGGAGCACCUGCAGCACCAUCCUCAUCUUAUGGAGCCCCCGCACCGCCAUCCAAAUCUUAUGGAGCCCCUGCUCCUCCAUCUUCUUCGUAUGGAGCGCCUGCUGCUCCUUCCAAGUCUUAUGGAGCACCUGCCCCACCAUCUUCCUCCUACGGAGCACCUGCACCACCAUCCUCAUCUUAUGGAGCCCCCGCACCGCCAUCAAAAUCUUAUGGAGCCCCUGCUCCUCCAUCUUCUUCGUAUGGAGCGCCUGCUGCUCCUUCCAAGUCUUAUGGAGCACCUGCCCCACCGUCUUCCUCCUACGGAGCACCUGCACCACCAUCUUCCUCCUACGGAGCACCUGCACCACCAUCUUCCUCCUAUGGAGCACCUUCUGCGCCCUCCUCCUCUUACGGACCUCCCAAGUCAGCACCCGCACCACCUUCAUCGAGCUAUGGAGCACCGCCUCAGGCGCCUGUCAGCUCCUACCUGCCACCAGUUUCGCGUCCAUCGAAGCCCUCUUCCAGCUACGGAGCACCCAGUGUGAGCAGCUUUGUGCCCUUGCCCUCGGCGCCAUUGACCAACUACGGAGCACCAUCAAAGACCCAGAGCCUGGGAAGCAGUGGCUACUCAUCCGGACCUUCUUCCUCUUAUGAAGCACCAGUGGCACCCCCAUCGUCCUCAUACGGAGCUCCAACCGCUUCGUUCCAGCCCAUCUCGCCACCAUCGUCCAGCUACGGCGCUCCCAGCAGUGGAUCAGGCUCAAGCAGCGCAAGCUUCUCGACCGCUCCCUCAUUCUCGUUCAGCGCCCCAAGCAAGGGUUCCAGUCAUGGAUCAUUCCAAUCCGCUCCGUCCAGCUCGUACGCUGCUCCCAGUGCCAGUGCUAACAGCGGUGGAUCGUACCCCUCGGCUCCUUCCUCAUCCUACUCUGCCCCCAGUUCGAGCUCCAGCAGUGGAGGCCCUUAUGCCUCGGCUCCGUCUUCGUCCUACUCGGCACCCAGCUCUGGAUCCAACAGUGGCGGACCUUACGCAGCUGCUCCAUCGUCCUCGUACUCCGCUCCCAGUGCCUCUGCCAACAGUGGUGGAUCUUAUCCUUCGGCUCCAUCCUCGUCUUACGCGGCACCUAGCCCAGGAUCAAACAGCGGUGGCCCCUAUGCUGCAGCUCCUUCAUCCUCGUAUUCGGCACCAAGUCCUUCAGCCAACAGUGGAGGACCCUAUUCUUCGGCUCCCUCCUCUUCGUACUCCGCACCCAGCUCUAGCUCCAGCUCGGGUGGACCAUAUGCCGCUGCUCCCUCAUCUUCGUACUCCGCUCCCAGUUCCAGCUCGAGCAGUGGAGGACCCUACCCAUCAGCUCCCUCUUCGUCUUACUCCGCACCCAGUCCGAGCUCCAACAGCGGAGGACCUUACCCGUCUGCUCCAUCCAACUCGUACUCGGCCCCGAUCGCUGCCCCAUCUGCCUCGUACGGAGCACCUGCCGCAGGAGCAUCGCCCUCGUUCAGCGCACCCUCCUCUUCCUAUGGAGCUCCCUCCACUGGACUGGGCGCCAGCUCAUUCUCGUCCUCAUCAUCGUCCUUCAGCGGAUCCUCGUCGAGCAGCAGUGGUGGCUAUCCCUCGGCACCGUCCAGCUCCUAUGGAGCUCCGUCCGCCGGCUCCGGCCUGAACUUCUCCAGCGCACCCUCGUCCAGCUACAGUGCUGCUCCCUCCAGUGGAUCCUCCAGCUCCGGUCCCUACCCAAGUGCCCCGUCCCAGGACUCCGGCUACGAGUACAACGGACCCAGCCAGGUGCCCGAGACCAUUCAGCAGAGCUACAGUGCCGACGGUGGCUACACCUAUCGCAAGAAGUGAGCAGCUGCCGCAUACGCAACGCAUCACGCAUACGCCACGUGCCUUCGAAUACUCAACCACCACAUCAUAUCAUCGCCGUCGCCAUUGUAAAUUAUUCCCCAAAUGACAAGCAACCAAUUCGCCCAUUCCUCUUUCUCCUAUAUGGAAAUCUAGCCUUAAUUCACUGCACCAUUAGAUGUAAAUCUCGAAACGUUUGUUAAAUAAACAACUCCAUGAAGAUCA